AUGAAUCGCAUGCCUCCUCCCGAAGGGCCGCAUGCGCCUCCGGGAGCGCAUCCUAGCUACGAACCCUCAUGGCGCCCUCAAUAUCCUCCGUCUUUCGACCACCCAGCCGAUUCGCGCCGUCCCUCGGCAACUCAGGCGCCGAUGCAAAGCUAUUCCGUGUUGCCAGGCCGCGAGCUACCCGGACUAUCACCAGACGGGCCCUACCAUCGUCCGAAUGGUCUCCAACCGCACGCGCCCGUACAUUCCCCGCAAGAUCCAACUCCCCCUCAUGGAUUCCGCCCGCCCAUCAACGGCACCCCGCACGAGGCUUCACCGGAAUAUCGCCCUCGCAUGGCCUACCCGCCAGCCGAUCAGAUCAGCAGCGCGGAACAUACACCGACGGCGGGCCCGUUACCCCCGGCGUCACAAUUCAUGACCCCCGGCCCGUCAAUGGCUCCAGCGACCCCGGUGGGCGGCUAUGAUCCUUAUUAUAACCAAAACCAGGCGUAUGGAGCGCGUCAACGAAAAGCGGCUCGUGCCCAGCAGGCCUGUGACCAAUGCCGCGCAAGGAAAGCCAAGUGUGAUGAAGGACGACCAGGUUGCAGUCAUUGCAAAGAGAAUAAUUUGACUUGUGUUUACAAGGAAGUGCCGCCGCACAAGCAAGAGAAAAGUACCCAACUUUUGAUAGAUCGAAUCACCCAUCUGGAAGACACUUUGGUUUCGAAGAUGGAUUUGCUAGCCGCUGCGUCCCAAGGGCACGACGGUUUGCUCCGAGAAUGGCUAAAGAAGUCUAACCCGCCACCCUCAUGGGUGGGCAAGGAACGCUCGCACUUACCUCCAGCACCGCCGGCCCCUGUGCCAGAGCCGGUACUCAAGCAAGAGCGGCCAACGCCUUCCAAGCCUCCCUCAAAUGGUACUCCAGCCUUAUUUGCUGGCAGUCAAGAUGUGGGUACUUCGCAUUAUGGCCAAAAGCUGGGACCUGGAGAUGAAGUAAACAUGGACCAAGAGGGCGAGCUUUCAAUUCCGGUGGAGCACACCACUGCUGCUCACAAGCUCUUGAUGUGGCCUUCAAUCAAGAGAUUGCUAUACCCUGAGGUGUAUGACGAAGAUUAUGUCAUGCGCUUAGAAGAAGAGCGCGGUCUCAUCAGUGUCUACGGCCAGGGCGAAAUCUCAUAUUCGGCCGACGACAGUCAGCUACCGGGGGCCACCGGCCUGCGUGAUGGCGGUAUGAAUGGUGCUCAACCAGAUGGAGAUGGCGCAGGUCCAGACUCGGACGUUGACAUUGACAAGUUCGGUAGCCUGAACCUGGAGAUGCACACCGCUCAGCGCUACUAUCAAAGUUACAUGAACCACAUGUACAAGCUUCACCCCUUCAUUGACCAGGGAGAGCUUGAUCAAAAGGUUGAGAACUUCAUCCGAGUCUACUGCCGUAUGACCCCGUCGCCGAUGGCGAGAAAUACUCAGAUGAGCAGUGACGGCCCACGGCCAGCGAAGCGGAAGCGCUCCAAUGAAAAUUUAGGCGUACGAGGCGAGUUCUUGAGCCCGAGUUCUACGUCAAGUCGGCCACCUCGUGUUGGAAGGAAUAUUGACAAUGCCAUUGUUAUGCUUUGUCUAGCUCUUGGUGCUAUCUGUGAAUGUCCUGCUCCUAUCCCUGGGCCUAUCAUGGACCAGGAAAUUGAUUACCGCAAUCAGCAUAUUCCCUCGCCCCUGCCACCGAUUCCUAUGGGAACCGGGCAAUUUGGCGUCAAUGGUGUUCUAUCACCUGCCAAUUCCGACUCCGCGUUGCAAUUUACGGCUCCUUUAUACACAGUGCCUAUGCAGGCCACAAGUCAGUCCUUUGGGCCAUCAUCAACAUCAAGUACCGAGCCUCGCAGAAAUCUUUCCCGACGAGCUGUCUCACAUGCUCGAGACCAUGCUGGACACACGAAGAACUACCAGGUCAUUCCUGGUUUGACGCUUUACGGAUAUUGUACUGAGAUUCUGGGCCACCUGCAAGGUGCCAAUGAACUCGAGCACAUCCAGGCGGCGUUGCUUGCUGGUCUAUAUGCUGGACAGUUGGCACAUCCCUUCCAGAGUCACAGCUGGAUCUCUCAGGCCUCAAGAGCCUGUCAAGUACUUGUGAGAACAAAGCGUUAUGAGCGACUUGGAGAAGGGGCUGUUCUAGAUCUCUACAAUUUUGCAUACUGGACCUGUCUACAACUAGAGAGUGAUUUGCUCGCAGAGCUCGACAUUCCAGCGAGUGGUAUCUCGCGGUCCGAGAGCCGCAUGACGCUUCCCAGGGGAAGAUUCACUAUUCCUCUACCUGACGACCACGAUGACCCUGCUACGGCGGUGAUGUUACAUUACUCUGCCCAAAUUCAUCUCCGCAAAGUCCUCAAUCGAGUACAUACCGAUCUUUACAAGGUUGAGAGACAAGGCCAGAGACGGUGGUCAUCAACGGUCCAAGAAGCACUAAGCAUGAACCUUGACCUGUGGCGGACAAGUCUACCAUCCAGUAUGUUGUGGAAAGACACGGACCCUCCCGCCAAGGAGAUCAAUUCUGCUCGCAUGCGUGCGAAGUACUACGGCGCGCGCUAUAUCAUUCACCGACCUCUCCUCUACCAUGCCCUACACUAUGGCCAUACCGGUGCCCGGAUCGGUCCCAUCAACCAGCCUAACAAGGUGGACUCGCCUACUUCCACACAACAAAUGUCACCGUCCAUGUUGCACUCCAGCCGCGCUCCAAACAUGUCGCGAAUGUCGAGUGAUAUGGGCUCGGCUUCCUCCCCCGGUCACGCCUGGGUUCCGCCCAAGGUCGCAGUGCGGGACCUUCCAGCAAAGCUUCGUCGUGCAUGUAAAGUCUGCAUUGACUCGGCGAUUCUGAGCACGGAAGCGUUCGAUGGCGUUGGUGGGCAUCGAUUGGUGGUAACCAAUAUCUUUGGCACAGCUCAUGCCCAAUUCGGUAACAUGCUCGUCCUCUCCGCCACCUACAUGUCCAGUCUGCGGGAAUUCGUCGACACAGAAAUCCUCGACCGCCUCCUCCGAAGGACGAUCUGUUUUCUCGCCCAACACGAAAACAUCUCCCCCACUCUGCGCGCCGACGCCCGCAUCCUCACCGAGAUUUAUAACAAGAUCUUCGACAAAGAACCUGAUCUGACGAAUCUCCCACCUGGUAUUAACGUCAACUACCGUUGA
Penicillium nucicola is the source of this 3153-nucleotide messenger RNA. It is a transcript of the gene clcA, whose product is annotated as putative C6 finger domain protein. Bases 1 to 3153 code for a protein of 1050 amino acids. Gene Ontology annotation, molecular function: DNA-binding transcription factor activity, RNA polymerase II-specific; zinc ion binding. NCBI's taxonomy places the organism in Eukaryota, Fungi, Ascomycota, Eurotiomycetes, Eurotiales, Aspergillaceae. Gene Ontology annotation, biological process: regulation of DNA-templated transcription. The record is from RefSeq and is a predicted model, not a curated record. The transcript has 3 exons.